AAGCAGAUUUGUCCAACGAUUUGUUUAUUUCAAAUCGCGUGUGUGUAUAAAUUUCUGCAACGACGGGAAAAAACCAAGUAUUCUCUUCUAUAUUAUCGAUCAGCAAUCAGGAAGCAGUAUUUAUCAACAAAGAAUCCUUUAGACUUUGACUUUCUAAAAAGUACAACAACGCCAUCGAGAUCAAUUUUUUUCGAAACAAAAGUUAAACUUCGAAUUAGAAAAUGGAAAUUAGUCCAGGUCGUGCACCAUUUGAUGUUGACGAUGAUUUCACUCCAUUAAGAAAGCCACAUACUCGUGAAAUAAAAAAAGCAACAUUGCCGACAUCCACACCUCCGAAAAGUCCUACGCCAUUGUCUCCAAUGGCUAAAGUGUUUGUCCCAAAAGUAAAGAAAAAUGACAGUUCUGACUACCAAUCGGAUUCUUUCUUAAGUCCAGUGUCUCAACAACAAAUUGUAAUCCAACCAAAUUCGGUUAAUAAUCGAUUACUUAGAAUUCAGCAUCCAUUAGAAUACGCCGCCGCUGUGAAUUCGAAUUCGAUUCAGAUGAACGUUGCUUCAGUGUCCUCUGCCGUACAAAACCGUUUAAGUAUUCAGAAUAAUUCACAAUCGGACUUUAACUCAAAUUGCUUACAACCAGCAGAGGUGGAAACCAUCGCUCUGGAUUACUUGGCUACAGUGAUUCAAUGUUUAAACGAUAAUCCUGGUUCCUUUGACACCGUUGCUACAAGAUUUUUAACAAUCUUUGAUGGAAUGGAGAACAAUGAAUUUGUUUUAAGUAACGCUAUGGAAAAUAUAUUUACUGAGUCGAUUGACAAUCCGAACUUUAGAUACAUGGGCGCAAAACUUUAUAAUCUCUUGCACAUGCUUAAUUUGCGCGAUGAUUCUCUUUUCCAUACUCUCCUUAAAUGUAAGCUUGAGUAUCAGCAAUCCGAAGUAAUGGAAUAUAUGCAAAACAAUUGCGAACAGAAAGUCAGAGAAACUGCAUUAUUCCUCGCUGAGUUGUAUAUGCAAUUGCGUGGAGACGACACUCGAAUUAAAUUGAUUGCUGAAAACAUAGUUUUUUCUCUGAAGCAAUUGUUGACUAAAGUUUCGAAUGAUAAUAUUCGUUGUAUAUGUUUGACACUGAAAUUAGCUGGAUAUGAUUUAGACUCAGAUUGUCGUAACGACGUUAGUGUGAUUUUGCAAAAACUAGAAUCAAUAAACAAAGACAAACCAGGAAAAUAUCCUCUGGUCAAAAAUGUGAUUUCCCUAAAGAAAAACAAUUGGGGACGAACUGUGUUCCAAGAAAAUGCUAAUAUGCUGAGUAGCCCAAAUGAUUCAAACUGCGAAGCUACUAACGAACCAACGUUUUAUGGUCCAGAUGGAAAAAUCAUGACCAAAGAAGAAAGCCAAUUUCUGGCCACAAGCGUUUCUAAAACUGUAUCAUCCACUGAGGACGAUGAAGAAUAUGAUUUGGAAGUUGAUUUGGACCCAGAAAUGGAUGAAGAGACGGAAAACGCAUAUCGCAAAUUUUGCAAACUAAAUAAAACGAAUAAUUAGAUAGUUUUUUUUUAAUGCUUUGCAGACGACCCCAUUCUCAUUUUAUUUGUUUGUCCACUUAAAUUUUUGUAUUAUUUAUUAUUUAAUGUGAAAAA
Molecule: messenger RNA, 1633 nt
Organism: Eupeodes corollae
Lineage: Eukaryota; Metazoa; Arthropoda; Insecta; Diptera; Syrphidae
Product: polyadenylate-binding protein-interacting protein 1-like
Exons: 2
Coding region: 222-1538 (438 amino acids)
Biological process (GO): regulation of translational initiation
Molecular function (GO): RNA binding; protein binding; translation activator activity
Source: RefSeq, a predicted model, not a curated record